Molecule: messenger RNA, 252 nt
Organism: Amorphotheca resinae ATCC 22711
Lineage: Eukaryota; Fungi; Ascomycota; Leotiomycetes; Helotiales; Amorphothecaceae
Exons: 1
Source: RefSeq, a predicted model, not a curated record
UAUGUUUGCGCAUGUGGUACAUUGUUUUACCUUGCGUUGGAUCAUGAUUGUUGGCCCUUCAGCUCUCGUUGGAUGUUUUCCAUGCCUGGUCAUCGCUGUGCCUCGAUGCCUCACUAUGCCUCACUAUGCGCUUUCCGGAAGGGGUCUGCCACUACUAAACUUGACAGAAAACAUAAUGAGCAACGUUCUGACUAGGUGAAUAAACAGAUCAUCAUACACACUUUUUCAGUUCCAAUUUGAUCAUUGACCCUU